Molecule: messenger RNA, 471 nt
Organism: Trichomonas vaginalis G3
Lineage: Eukaryota; Parabasalia; Trichomonadida; Trichomonadidae
Product: repellent protein 1 family
Exons: 1
Coding region: 1-471 (156 amino acids)
Source: RefSeq, a predicted model, not a curated record
AUGAGUUCUUCAUCAAGCUCUCGUGAACCUUCACCAUCUAUAAAACAAACUUUACCAAACGAUUAUGGAGCACCUAUUGAAUAUUUCUUACGAGCUGCACAAUGGCAAAGAGCAGUCUCACCAAGGUUAGGUGUUCCACCAGCUCCUGUCAAAAAUAGCAUUUGGUCAAGUCCUUAUAUAAAAUAUGGUCUCCCACUAGGUUUGCUAGCUACAGCAGGAGCAGUAAUGAUGUUGAAAAGAAAUAAAGCAAAUGUUGUAAAUAAUACUGAAGUAGCUGAAUUUGAACAAACUCCGACACCAUCGCCAAAACCAACGUCAAAACCAACGCCUUCACAAACAACACCUUCAAUGACUCCUGAACCUAUGGAAGUACAAACUCCUGUUCAAAAGUCAACUCCUAAACCGACUCCAACAUUUAAACCAGAACCUACUCCUCAAAUAAAUCGUAAAACUCCUGCGUUUCCUUACUGA